CGCUGCGGGCGGAAGUGUAUGGAUUGACCCGGAAGUGAACUGCCUGGGCCAGAGCUGGAGACAGGAGGAAAAUGCCUCUACCGGUGCAAGUGUUCAACCUCCAGGGCGCCGUUGAACCCAUGCAGAUCGAUGCCGACCCUCAAGAUGAACAGCAGAAUGUUCCAGACAUCAACUAUGUAGUGGAAAAUCCAACACUGGAUCUGGAGCAGUACGCUUCCUGUUACAGUGGCCUCAUGCGUAUAGAGAGAUUACAGUUCAUCGCAGAUCACUGCCCGCAGCUGCGAGUCGAGGCUCUGAAAAUGGCUUUGUCCUUUGUUCAGAGAACAUUUAAUGUGGACGUGUAUGAGGAGAUUCAUCGGAAAUUGUCUGAGGCUUCCAGGGAAUUACAAAAUGCCCCAGAUGCAGUGCCCGAGGGCUCAAUGGAACCUCCACCCCUGGACACUACGUGGGUGGAAGCAACACGCAAAAAGGCUCUUCUAAAACUCGAGAAACUAGACACUGAUCUGAAGAAUUACAAAGGGAAUUCUAUCAAGGAAAGCAUCCGGAGGGGUCAUGAUGAUUUAGGAGAUCAUUACUUGGACUGUGGGGAUCUGAGCAAUGCUUUAAAAUGCUACUCGCGAGCCCGGGACUACUGUACCAGUGCCAAGCAUGUCAUCAACAUGUGCCUAAAUGUCAUCAAGGUCAGCGUUUACCUCCAGAACUGGUCCCAUGUCCUCAGUUAUGUUAGUAAAGCGGAAUCAACUCCUGAAAUUGCAGAGCAAAGGGGAGAACGAGACAGCCAAACCCAAGCUGUACUGACAAAACUAAAAUGUGCUGCUGGUUUAGCAGAAUUAGCUGCUCGCAAAUAUAAACAAGCAGCAAAAUGCUUCCUACUAGCGUCUUUCGAUCACUGUGACUUUCCCGAGCUUCUUUCAUCCAGUAAUGUUGCUGUGUACGGGGGACUUUGUGCUUUAGCCACUUUUGAUCGUCAAGAGCUUCAGCGAAAUGUCAUCUCUAGCAGCUCUUUCAAGCUGUUUCUGGAGCUGGAACCUCAGGUCCGAGACAUUAUCUUUAAAUUCUAUGAGUCUAAGUAUGCUUCGUGUUUGAAGAUGCUGGAUGAAAUGAAGGAUAACCUCCUUCUUGAUAUGUACCUAGCACCUCACGUCCGGAUAUUAUACACUCAGAUCCGGAACAGAGCCUUAAUUCAGUAUUUCAGCCCGUACGUCUCUGCAGAUAUGUACAAAAUGGCAAUAGCAUUCAACACUACCGUGUCUGCACUGGAAGAUGAAUUGACUCAGCUCAUCCUAGAAGGGUUAAUAAACGCACGUAUCGACUCACACAGCAAGAUCCUGUACGCGAGAGAUGUCGACCAACGUAGCACAACGUUUGAGAAAUCUUUGCAAAUGGGACGAGAAUUCCAAAGAAGAGCCAAAGCUAUGAUUUUGCGUGCCGCUGUCCUGCGUAAUCAGAUCCACGUGAAGUCUCCUCCAAGGGAAGGAAGUCAAGGAGAGCUGACACCGGCUAACAGUCAAACCCGACUCAGCACCAACAUGUGACCGCGUCACUAGCCAGCCCUCUGCCACCUUCACCAAACAGCGUGGCCAGACUAUCCCCCAGAGACAUGUGACAUGCUCCACCUGCUUGCGUCACCUUCCAAUAGGCUUUCCUGUGUGUGUGAGCUUGUCAGGAGCUGCAUGACUUCUGUCUCCUCGGUUUCAUUUUAUUGGACAUGACCCACUGGUUGUCUGCAGUGGAAUUAGACAAGUAGUGAUCCAACGCUGAUCUCUCCCGGUAGUGGCAGCACAUUUCAGGACAGGGAAAGGAUUGUGGGAUUCUACACUGCAAAGAGGGCAGUCACAUUAUCAUUUAUUUUCCCUCAUUGUAUUUCUGGGUUUAACCGCUCAUGUGCCAGACACCAUCUUGCUCUCUUCUGUCUACCUCUAUAAACUCGCUUCUACUUUCAGCCACUCUGCCUCUUAUCCUUUCUCUCUUUAUUAUCCCCUGACAUUGCUAUCUUCCACUAUAGUUUAAAUCUCUACCUUCCUUUUUCCAUCUGUUGCUUCUUUCUCU
Molecule: messenger RNA, 2049 nt
Organism: Pelobates fuscus (common spadefoot toad)
Lineage: Eukaryota; Metazoa; Chordata; Amphibia; Anura; Pelobatidae
Gene: GPS1
Product: G protein pathway suppressor 1
Exons: 14
Coding region: 72-1535 (487 amino acids)
Cellular component (GO): COP9 signalosome
Source: RefSeq, a predicted model, not a curated record